This is a messenger RNA of Alligator mississippiensis (American alligator), 1110 nucleotides long. RefSeq names its product RPA interacting protein (gene RPAIN). The coding region runs from base 49 to 600 and encodes 183 amino acids. Gene Ontology annotation, cellular component: nucleus; PML body. Lineage: Eukaryota; Metazoa; Chordata; Crocodylia; Alligatoridae. The record is from RefSeq and is a predicted model, not a curated record. Gene Ontology annotation, biological process: protein import into nucleus. The transcript is spliced from 5 exons.
CAACCGGAAGCGGAAGUGCGGCGCCGCUACCUGCCCCCGGGCGGCGCGAUGGAGACGCAGCGGCACCGCGGGCUGUACAAGGCGGCGGCCGCCCCGGCCUGGAAGGAGGCCUACCGCCGGCGCUGCCUGGAGCGGCUGAAGAGCAGCCGGGCGCAGCUGCUGGCCCGCUACCGCCGGGCCGGGGAGCAUGGGCGCGGCCGGGCGAGGGGCGCGCUGCUGGCCCGGGAGGUGAUGGAGGAGGAGUGGCAGGCCCUGCGCUCGGCGGGCACCGGCGGGAAGGAGGCGCUGUCGCAGAUGUUGGAGGACCCUGAUGAAUUAGCCGUGCUGGAGGAAAUCCAACAAGAGCUGAUCUUUCAAGAACAAUUAACCAUAGAAGAAUACGAACAGAGUUUGCAGUUUGAUGAAAAAUGUCUCAACGCAAUGCUUGAUGGCUUGGAUGCAGGGAGCAAGGUUAUCUGUCCCGUGUGUAAAAGGAAUGACCUGACUGUGAUGAGUCACUUGGUUUUAUGCCAGUGUGGAUUACACAUCUGCACAAAGGUACGGCAAGAUUCAGAUGUUAUGCAACUCCUGGGAGUUCAUAGCAUAGCCACCCCUGCCUAGACAGCUCCUGUCUGAGUGAGGCUGAUGUAGUGCAGUCACACUUGCACACCCCUGCUCUUGGUUCUCAGCACACAAGCAAUCUCAGUGAUGUGUGCUGUAUGUGAUGAUGAGAUGGGUACUCAGAGCUGUGGUUCUCAAGCUAUGGCCUCUUUGGAGCCCAUAAAAUGGAGCAGCUGGAGGACCAAGCUGUACAGGACUGGGAACAGAUACAGGCCUGUAUGUUCCCUCUCUGCAAUAAGCAAAAAGUAGAAAUACAAUGUAAAUCUUUGAAUCCCCAAAUGAAUCAUGCAGUGUGCAUCAAGAGAAAAAUAAAAAAUGCUGCUAGUUUGCCCAGUUGUAGCAAACCCACCGAAGGUAACUGAACUAUAAGCCAUUCAUCUUGUGCCUUCAAGAGAACUUGAAGAGUUAUUUGUUUUAGGGUAUGACAGAACAGAAGCUCCGAUCACUUCUAGAAGACAGUUUAACAGAGCAUGGCCAUCGUUGUCUUCACAAUCCUGAGUUUUCCAUUAC